CUUGCGUGUUUCUUUGACAGACUUAUGCAGGCAAAGACCUGGAGGAGCAGCUGCGGUCGGUGUCCAGUGUAGAUGAACUCAUGACUGUACUCUACCCUGAAUAUUGGAAAAUGUACAAGUGUCAGUUGAGGAAAGGAGGCUGGCAGUACAAUAAAGAACAGGCCAACGCCAACGCAAGAACAGAAGAGACUCUAAAAUUUGCCGCGGCUCAUUAUAAUGCAGAGAUCUUGAGAAGUAUUGAUAAUGAGUGGAGAAAAACUCAAUGCAUGCCACGGGAGGUGUGUAUAGAUGUGGGGAAGGAGUUUGGAGCAGCAACAAACACCUUCUUUAAACCUCCAUGUGUGUCCGUCUACAGAUGUGGGGGCUGCUGCAACAGUGAGGGGCUACAGUGCAUGAACACCAGCACAAGUUACCUCAGCAAGACGUUGUUUGAAAUUACAGUGCCUCUCUCUCAAGGCCCCAAACCAGUAACAGUCAGUUUUGCCAAUCACACUUCCUGCCGAUGCAUGUCUAAGCUGGAUGUUUACAGACAAGUCCAUUCCAUUAUUAGACGCUCCCUGCCAGCAACACUACCACAGUGCCAGGCUGCAAACAAGACCUGCCCCACAGAUUACGUAUGGAACAAUCACGUCUGCAGGUGCCUGGCGCAGCAGGAUUUUAUUUUUCCCUCUAACGCUGGAGACGACCCUGCAGGCGGAUUCCACGACGUCUGCGGGCCCCGCAAGGAGCUGGACGAGGAGACCUGCCAGUGUGUCUGCAGAGGCGGGCCUCGGCCUCCCAGCUGUGGGCCCCACCGGGAGCUGGACAGACACUCGUGCCAGUGUGUCUGUAAAAACAGACUCUUCCCCAGCGCGUGUGGGGCCAACAGAGAGUUUGAUGAAAACACGUGCCAGUGCGUGUGUAAAAGAACCUGCCCAAGAAACCAGCCCCUGAACCCUGGGAAAUGUGUCUGUGAAUGUACAGAAACGCCACAGAAAUGCUUCUUAAAAGGAAAGAAGUUUCAGCAUCAAACAUGCAGUUGUUACAGACGGCCCUGUACGAACCGAGUGAAGCACUGUGAGCAGGGACUUUCAUUCAGUGAAGAAGUGUGUCGCUGCGUCCCGUCUUACUGGAAAAGACCGCACGUGAACUGAGAUGAUCCUCUUUGCUAGUUCGUCAUUUUCCUAGCAUGGGAAACUGUGUCGUCGCCACCUUAGAACCAUGAACAGAGACACUUUGUGGGACCCUGGUAACAAAGCUGAAAAUCAGUUUCCUGAACCACGUGGACACAUGUUACAGAAAUGGACUGGAGCUUAUCUGCAAAGGACCUCUUUAAAAUGCUGGUUUUCUGCCAGUGACCGAACAUCUGAGGUUUUUCUCUUGUGAUUUAAAAGAAAAAAAAAGAAAGAAUAAUGACUAUAUAAUUUAUUUCCACUAAAAAUAUCGUUUCCGCCUUCAUUUUUAUAGCGAUAACAACUGGUAAAGCUCACUGUGAUCAGUAUUUUUAUAUCAUGCAAAAUACGUUUAAAAUAAAAUGAAAACUGUAUGAUAA
This is a messenger RNA of Vicugna pacos (alpaca), 1531 nucleotides long. The record is from RefSeq and is a predicted model, not a curated record. Lineage: Eukaryota; Metazoa; Chordata; Mammalia; Artiodactyla; Camelidae.